Messenger RNA from Chelonus insularis, 740 nucleotides. RefSeq lists its product as uncharacterized. NCBI's taxonomy places the organism in Eukaryota, Metazoa, Arthropoda, Insecta, Hymenoptera, Braconidae. The transcript has 5 exons. Gene Ontology annotation, biological process: retrograde protein transport, ER to cytosol; endoplasmic reticulum unfolded protein response. Gene Ontology annotation, cellular component: Derlin-1 retrotranslocation complex; Derlin-1-VIMP complex; endoplasmic reticulum membrane. The record is from RefSeq and is a predicted model, not a curated record. The coding region runs from base 179 to 670 and encodes 163 amino acids.
UAGGUACAGUACCGGACAUAAAUGCUGUGUGAUUUUCUAUAAGACGGUAUAGGGAAAUCACAUGUAUAACCUUUAAAAAAUUAAACAGCAUUUAUGUUCGGUACUAUAAGACAGUAUUUAUGGCAAAUACUACAUAAUAAUAUUUACGUAUAAAUUUAAAGAGGUUAUUAUUUACAUUAUGAACGACAAUGAAGGUUUUACUUACCGUUCUACUUCUAAUUUAACUACUAUUUGGGCAUUAAUUGCUUCAGUAGGAUGGUAUCUUCUAGCUAUUGCUAUAGCACUUUUUUGUGCUUCACCAUAUUUAGGAGAAAAGUAUCAAAGUUGGAAACAAAAAAAAGAUGAAGAAGAAUAUAAAAUAAAAUAUCAUAAAAACCCCGACUUAUUCGAAGAAAGAUCAAGAGCAAUAGAAGCAGCAAGGCAGAAAUUACAAGAAAAAUAUAACGAAGAGGCCAGAAAAGCUCAAGAAAAAGAAGAAGAAAGGAAACGUUUGAAAAAACAACAAUUAUUAAACUUGAAAAAAGAUGGAGGUCAAAGAUUAGGCACAGCAGAUGAUGCUUCCACAUCUAAAUCAUCGAAACUUUAUGAUGAAUAUAAUCCAUUGAUGGGAGAUUCUAGUCGUGGAUAUAAACCACCAAAAAGAAGUUGCUGCGGAAAAGGAUGUAAAUAAUUCAACUAAUCAUCAUCAUAAAAUGUAAAAUUUAUCUGUCAAUUUAUAAAAAAAUAUCUGACUAAUAUAA